This is a messenger RNA of Sphaeroforma arctica JP610, 3261 nucleotides long. RefSeq lists its product as hypothetical. The record is from RefSeq and is a predicted model, not a curated record. Gene Ontology annotation, cellular component: endoplasmic reticulum membrane. Lineage: Eukaryota; Ichthyosporea; Ichthyophonida. The transcript has a single exon. The annotation marks the transcript as partial.
AGUACAGUUUUACUGAAAUUCCACACUGCGACUAUGUCAUAUCUGUUCCUCAACAGGUAAAUACUACCGAGGGUGAUAAAUCUAUCGUCGACGGAUACGACAAUGAUGAAACAUUGACUAUUGCUGAUUUGAGUGUCAAUUCUGAGACUUCAGAUAUCACUAAUGUGUAUUUCCUCUAUAAAGUUUUGCCAAGCAUGUCUGCUUCCCCCAGCCCCAGCACGUCUAGCAUUGUUCCUGCGGUUAUUUCUGGAACCGUGACUGGAGUGGAGAAUGGAGAAGGGAUCGCAGGUGUUCCUGUGACCGCAACUUGCUCUACUGACGAAUCCACUGUGUAUACGACCACCACCAUUGCGGAUGGAUCAUACUCCUUCAACGAAGCAGUGGAUGACUGUAGCUACACCAUCACUGUCCCAGAGACGUAUAACGGCGAGGUUGUUGAAGGCCCAAAUACACAAGUGGUAGUCAUCACCCCCACAGAUCGCACUGGGGUGGCUACGUUUGAGUUCAUUCCUCUGGGCACGAUUUCAGGACGCACUCUGAACGAUUUCGAUGGUGCACCUCUCGCUGGAGAGUUCGUGCUGUUGUCGUGUGGUAAUAUCACCAGCGAAGCCAUUACCAACGCGACUGGUCACUAUGUCUUCGAGGACCUUGUAGACUGCGAAUAUAUCAUCACUGCCCCAUUUGCCAUUGACUCAGAUGAUUUCACAGGAGUCAUUGUUGAGGGACCAGUAGAUGCGGACUCAACAGAGGAAGAUACCACUGUUACGAUUGAUAGGGAAAAUUUGUCGAAAGAGAACGUUGACUUUAAAUAUUUGCCCCAAGGUUCGAUCUCGGGUAGUCUUCGAGAUGAGGUUACAAAGGUUGGUAUUGCUACGGAAACAGUCACUCUAACUUGCGAUGAACAUAGUCCGGUGAAAGUCAUCACGACUACAACAGACGUUGACGGUAACUACGAAUUCACUGGACUCGGCUACUGUAACUACAAGGUCGAGGCUCCCGCUACAGUGGCAAGUGUCGGUGACGUCUUCUCAGGACCUGACGACACCGACGAGAUUGAGUCGUCCACAUUCGUUGAGAUAUCUGUCCUCGACCAGUCCGAGGGCGAGGUUGAUUUCACGUACUCCCAGGUGGGCAGUGUCUCAGGAACUAUUUAUGAAGACUUGGAGGCUGUCGAGAAUGGAGUGGAUUCAGUAGUGGUGACACUAACAUGCACAGAGAACGCUGAUGUAUUUUAUGAGGAGACCACCGAUGCAAGCGGAGUAUUCAACUUCAACAGUGUCCCUCUGUGCAAGUAUACAAUUGUUGUGCCUGAGGAGGUCAACACCACUGUCGGCCUGAAGCCCAUCUCCGAAGGCUACGAUGUGGACGACACCAAGACUGUGGCGGAUGUUAAUGUCGACUCCGAAACCACGGAUGUUACCGGUGUAGACUAUAUUUACAAGGUCCCGACCCCAGCUGUUAUUUCAGGAGUCGUCACAGGCUUAGAGGACGGGGAGGGUAUUGAAGGUGUCACUGUGACUGUAACAUGCUCAUCGGACACUGAGAUCAAGUACGAAGCUAUCACGGAUGCAAAUGGAACUUACACAAUCGCCGACAAUGUCGUGGACUGCUUAUACACUGUAGAGGUGCCCGAGACGUUCAAUGGAGAGCCCAUCGAGGGCCCUAGCAGUGACGAGGUAAACAUCACCCCUAAUGAUCGAACAGGACAGGUGGAUUUCACUUAUCUUCCUCUCGGAGCAAUUUCAGGACACACACUCAACGAUUUCGAUCAAUCACUUCUCGCUGGGGUUUCAGUGAUGUUAGCAUGCAAUGACGAUGUGGUAAAGACUACGACCGAUAGCACGGGUUUCUAUAUAUUCGAGGAACUAGUAGACUGUAACUAUACAGUGACGGUCCCUCUGUCGGUCCAAACUACCGACUUCGAUGGCAUUAUCGUAGUAGGACCCAUUGAUUCGGACAAACUGGUCGAGAAGCACAGCAUCAUCAUCGAUAUUGAACACCUAACAGAGGAGAAUGUUGACUUCAAAUAUCUUCCUCAAGGCACAAUUGCCGGUACCCUUCAGGAUCAUGCUAGCACCGCUGGUAUUGCAGAUCAGACUGUAACUUUGACAUGCGCUGAUCCUGAGACGACGAUGACAACGCAGUCCGACGCUAAUGGUAACUACAUGUUCUCUGGACUUGGAUACUGUGACUACACUGUCGCAGCCCCUGCCUCUGUCGAUACUUUUGGCAAUAUUUACGAGGGACCUUAUGACGAUGAGGAUGUUCUAUGGUCUACCAGUGUUGCAAUCACAUUCGAAGACCCAUCGGAGGGUGAAGUAAACUUCAGCUAUGCUUCGGUGGGAAGCAUCUCGGGUACAAUCUACGAAGACUCGAUUGAUUUAAGCAAUGGAGUGAGUGCGGUACCGGUGACAUUAGUUUGUACCGAUUCCAAUAACUUCACAAUGACAACAGCAACGGAGGCGAAUGGAGCCUACGCUUUCAAUGAUAUACCCCUAUGCGUGUACACUAUCUCCGUACCCGAAGAGGUCAGCACGACCGGUGGUUCGAAGCCAAUCGCUGAAGGUUAUGACGAUGAUGAUACAAAGGCAGAGGCGGAGAUUACUAUCGAUCUUACCAAGACUGAUGUCACAGAUGUUGAUUUCUUAUACAAGGUGCCAGCUGUCAUUUCUGGAUUAGUGACAGGUUUCGAAGAUGGAGAGGGUAUCGAGAACGUAACAGUGACUUUGACUUGCUUAGAGGACAUGACUAUCGUAUACGAAGCCAUCACAAAUGAAACGGGAGCAUACACUAUCGACGAGAAUAUCGAGGAUUGUACCUACACCAUUGCCGUGCCAGAGUCAUACAAUGGAGAGCCGAUCCAGGGACCCGCCAACAAGACAGUAGCCAUUACACCAACUGGUCGUACAGGAACCGCGGAUUUCGAGUAUGUUCCUCUAGGCUCCAUCUUUGGAUUCACACGCAAUGAUUUCGACCAGUCACCUUUGGCGGAUGUCAUUGUGACAUUGAGCUGCGAUGGCGUUGAAGUGAACAGUACCACUACCGAUAAAUUAGGUCACUACGUAUUCGAGGACCUUGAAGACUGUGCAUACACAGUCACUGCACCAUUAUCUGUCAGCCAAAGCGACUUCGCAGGCAUCAUCACCGAUGGACCGGUUGAUGAGGAUGGUAGUGUGAGGGAGCACAAAGUUAAGAUCGACAUUGGAAACAUGCACGAGGAGAAUGUUGAUUUCGCUUACCUUCCCCAAGGAAGCAUAUCAG